Molecule: messenger RNA, 915 nt
Organism: Helianthus annuus (common sunflower)
Lineage: Eukaryota; Viridiplantae; Streptophyta; Magnoliopsida; Asterales; Asteraceae
Product: protein IQ-DOMAIN 14-like
Exons: 3
Coding region: 1-651 (216 amino acids)
Molecular function (GO): protein binding
Source: RefSeq, a predicted model, not a curated record
AUGGGGAAGAAAGGGGGUGGAUGGUUUUCUGCAGUGAGGAAGGCAUAUGUCUAUAGUAAUGAUUCAAAGGAAAAUACAGAAGAAAAGAAACCACCUCAGAAAACUGCUUCUAAGAAAUCAUGGUUUGGAAGGCAAACGAAUGUCGAAUCAGAAUCCUCACAACCACCCGAAUCUGCAUUCGCCACCCUUGCGCUUCGUUCUCCUCCAUCCGAACAUGACGAUGAUGACAAACCUGCAGAAUCACAGGCCGAAAUGAUUAAACCCACGGAGCCAGAAAGCGAGCUAACAGAACCCACAAUAACACCAGAACAUGAGCCAAACGAGCCCGCAAAGCCUGAAGAUCAGCUGAGCAAACCCACAAAACCAGAGGUUGAGCCGAAGAAGACCACAAAACCGGAGAAUGAACCGAGCGAGUCUGGUUAUACCUCAAGGGUAGCAGUAGCAGCAGCAGCGUUUAGACGGUUUUUAGGUAAAUCCAAGGAAGAUUUAGCCGCCAUUAAGGUUCAGACAGCUUUUCGGCGUUUCUUGGCACGAAGAAAGUUGCGGGCUUUGAAAGGGCUUGUGAGAUUAAAAGUGUUGGUUCAAAGUCAAUCGGUCAAACGACAAGCAAUAACCACUUUAAGAUGUAUGCAGACUCUAGCCUGUGUGUAGUCUCAUGUUCGAGCCAGGAGGAUCAGAAUGUCGGAAGAAAACCAAGCCCUUCAAAGACAGCUUAUGCAAAAACGCGAGCGAGAGCUUGGUAACAUGAAAUCCUACAGUGGAGAUACUAUUUUUUUUGACAUAAUAUGAUACUGCCUUUUCAGGAUAUAUACUGUUUGGAUGCUGACAGUACCCUAUUUGAUGCUGCCUUGCUUGCUGCAGCUGCUGCCUUCUCCCAUUGUAAGUGGUUAGAUAUUGUGGCAUUUCUCGAUCAAC